UUUUAUUCUCACUUGCAUUCAUAAUUAAGUGCGUGUUGCUAAUUUUAUGAGGAUCAUGAAGUCAAUUCAAGCAUAAAAAUUCAAUCUUGAUUGAUGGGUGCAGAAACAAGAAUGGGGAAAUGAAGGUUUGUUGAAUUUUGGGACUGCCCAGAGAGAGGUGUGUGAAGAAUUCGCAUGAAGCAAUAAGUGGGAGCCAUGAAAGAUGAAAAUGGCAGGCAGAGCAAGCUCUCUUGGUCAAAGAAACUGGUUAGGAAAUGGUUCAAUAUUAAGUGCAAAGAUGAGGAAUUUCAGGCUGAUGAAGAAGCUGUUUAUGGAGGGGGUGAAAUGGAGUGGAGGAGUUGCUUCUCUGAAAGGGAGCCAUCUACAAUCAAGAAAAGUAAAAGAGAAGAUUCAGCGAAGAGCAUGGGGCGUUCCUUUUCGCGUUCAAAGUCGCGAUCCAGGCGAGGGAGAGGCUAUCUUGAUCACCCCCAGGUUUUAAACAUCCAAAAUCACAGUGUCUUUGCGUCAACUUGGAAUGUGGGAGGAAAAGCACCUAGGAGCAACAUGAACUUAGAUGAUUGGCUACACUCAUCUCCUUCUGCAGAUGUAUAUGUUCUUGGUUUUCAAGAAAUAGUUCCUUUGAAUGCUGGCAACAUUCUUGGAGCAGAGGACAACGGCCCUACUAAGAAGUGGCUCGCCCUAAUCAAACGAACACUUGACAAUGCUCCAGGCACUAGUGGAGUUGGGGGGUGCUGCACACCAUCUCCGAUCCCUGAUCCAGUCGCUGAGUGGAAUGCAGAUUUCGAGGGAUCAUCCAGGAACAAAGCCUCCACCUUCUUGUCACGCCGGUCGUUCCAAACGCCACCACAGCGCUGGAACAUGGAGAAUGACAUGUCAAUCCCACAACCUCCCCAUGAUAGGCGACUCAGUGUGUGUGACCGUGUGAUUUUUGGUCACAGGCAGAGUGACUUUGGUGGGAAUGCGAGAUGGGGUUAUAGACCUAGUGACUGCUCAUCUAGCCAGAGGACGAGCGACUUCUCUUGUGGCCCUUGUCCCAGUGACUACUCCUCCAGCAGACGACCUAGUGACUACUCAUCGAGCAGAAGGCCUAGUGACUACUCCUUGGGUCAUAGGCCUAGUGACUUUGACGAUUAUCUGACUGGUGACUCGCCUAGUACGGUCUUACAGUCGAGAGCUUGUGCCCCUGCACAAGAUUCUUACACAGAGCCGGGAAGAUCGAGAUACUCUUUGGUUGCAAGUAAACAAAUGGUUGGCAUCUUUCUCACUGUUUGGGUUAAAAGUGAGAUGAAGGAACAUGUGAGAAACAUAAAGAUUUCAUCUGUUGGAAGAGGACUAAUGGGCUAUCUUGGUAAUAAGGGUUCCAUUUCAAUCAGCAUGAUGUUGCACCAGACCAGCCUUUGCUUCGUGUGCAGUCACUUGACAUCCGGUGAGAAGGAAGGAGAUGAGCUUCGUAGAAAUGCUGAUGUCAUGGAGAUCCUAAGGAAGACACGGUUCCCACGUGUCAACUCCAUCAACAAUGAAAAAUCACCUGAGACAAUCCUUGAACAUGAUCGAAUUAUUUGGCUCGGAGAUCUGAACUAUCGAAUAGCUCUGCCCUACCGAUCAGCCAAAGCACUCGUUGAAAUGCAAAACUGGAGAGCAUUGUUAGAAAAAGACCAACUCCGGAUAGAACAGAGACAAGGACGAGUAUUUGAUGGAUGGAAAGAAGGGAAGAUCUACUUCCCACCAACGUAUAAAUACUCGCACAAUUCAGACAGAUACGCCGGUGACGAUAUGCACCCAAAGGAGAAAAGACGAACUCCCGCAUGGUGUGACAGGAUCUUGUGGUACGGAGGUGGUCUUCAGCAGUUAUCCUAUGCAAGAGGCGAAUCCAGAUUCUCGGACCAUAGACCAGUCUCUAGCGUUUUCUGUGCUGAGAUCGAGCUAGUCCCCAACCGGUUCAGGAGAAGCGCAAGCUGCUCGAGCUCCAGAAUACAGGCCGAGGAGCUGUUACCCUACACACAUAGUUACACCGAACUCUGCUUCUUUUGAGAAAGGAUACGUGCUGCAUUGCCAUCCCGUAUCAUCCUCGUCUAAUUGUCUUUCUCAUCAGAUGUAGAGAUACUCGCAGUUUUGGAGGCCUAACCUAACAACAGAAGAUUCCAAGUGGGAGUACUAGGUUCUUAUUGUUUUAAGAUUCUUUGAUUUGUUAGAAUAGGAUCAUAGAUUCUUGACAAGGUAGGUGGACUUGGCAUAGUCACAAUAAUCACCCUUUUUCUUCUUCUUUAAAUUCAGAAAUUUGCAGUUAUCAAAGUAAGAAAGAAUUGGGAAUCUUGAUGUAAAAACACUCAUUGCUAAGAUGAAAGUGAAAUAUCAAGGUUGUACGAAGCUUGUUGCCAAUGAUUUUUACUGAAAAGUUGGUUU
Salvia splendens (bonfire salvia) is the source of this 2403-nucleotide messenger RNA. Its product is annotated as type IV inositol polyphosphate 5-phosphatase 6. Lineage: Eukaryota; Viridiplantae; Streptophyta; Magnoliopsida; Lamiales; Lamiaceae. The record is from RefSeq and is a predicted model, not a curated record. The transcript has 10 exons. Gene Ontology annotation, biological process: phosphatidylinositol dephosphorylation. Bases 196 to 2031 code for a protein of 611 amino acids. Gene Ontology annotation, molecular function: phosphatidylinositol-4,5-bisphosphate 5-phosphatase activity; phosphatidylinositol-3,4,5-trisphosphate 5-phosphatase activity; inositol-polyphosphate 5-phosphatase activity.